This is a messenger RNA of Sceloporus undulatus (fence lizard), 3156 nucleotides long. Its product is annotated as potassium channel subfamily K member 16-like. Gene Ontology annotation, biological process: stabilization of membrane potential; potassium ion transmembrane transport. Bases 198 to 1082 code for a protein of 294 amino acids. The record is from RefSeq and is a predicted model, not a curated record. Gene Ontology annotation, cellular component: membrane. Gene Ontology annotation, molecular function: potassium ion leak channel activity. The transcript is spliced from 5 exons. NCBI's taxonomy places the organism in Eukaryota, Metazoa, Chordata, Lepidosauria, Squamata, Phrynosomatidae.
AAAGAGGUGGGGGUGACAUCUGUUUGCAUUAGUCUCCUGUUGUCCACUCUUGAUGCUCAUAAAACUGUUUAAACAGAACCUUAGUAGUGUGUGCUGAAAAUACGACCCUGUGAUUUUUCCUUGCUUCUCUGAACAGGAACAUUAACUCAGUGAGCGCUCAGAUCAACUAGGUUGGCUCUGCCUGACCACCAACAGCCAUGCCCCACUUUAUGGUGUGCAACCGGCCACUCAACUGGACUCUGACCUUAGUGCUGGGGUAUCUCUUUUACCUCCUCUUGGGAGCUGCAGUGUUUCAUCUGCUGGAAAAGCAGGCAGAAACCAAAACUCGAGACCAGUUCCAAAUUGAGAAGCUCAAGUUCCUGCAAAACUACACAUGCUUGGAUCGGCAAGCCCUGGAGCAGUUUGUACAGGUCAUUAUGGAGGCCUGGGAGAAAGGUGUCAACCCUGAAGGAAAUUCUACCAAUCCCAGCAAUUGGGAUUUCAGCAAUAGCUUCUUCUUUGCGGGAACUGUUGUCACCACCAUAGGUUAUGGGAACCUGGCCCCCAGCACAGUGCCUGGGCAGGUGUUCUGUGUAUUUUAUGCAUUGUUUGGUGUGCCUCUUAAUCUGGCAUUUCUCAACCAGCUGGGGAAAGGGCUCAGUGCUCAUCUAAUCAAUCUGGAGAGAUGGUUCCACAAGCCAGGUCGAGCUCGGGUGAUUCAGAUUCUGACAAUGGGACUGUUUCUGAUGGCUGGCACUUUGCUUUUUCUGAUUUUCCCCCCAAUGAUCUUCAGUUAUGUGGAAGGCUGGAGUUACGGAGAAGGCUUCUACUUUACUUUCAUCACCCUCAGCACCAUUGGAUUUGGAGACUAUGUAGUAGGCACUGAUCCAAACAAACACUAUAUCUCAGUGUAUAGAAGCCUGGCAGCAAUAUGGAUUAUUUUUGGCUUAGCCUGGCUUGCUCUGAUCUUCAAUCUGGGAGCUAAUGUGAUGGAAAAAUUCCUACAGCUCAACUGGCAAAAACAUGACACUGGUGCUGGACAGACAGCUGUUGCCAAAACAGAUGAUAAUCCUGAUCCCCACAGGAUCCAUAUCCCCAGCUGAGGGUGAUUAACGGAAUGCCAACGUGAAAAGAGAACUGCUGUGCUACCCUCCUUAUGUCUGCAAAGCAAGGUUUGUGGGUAAGACAUAUAGCAUCAUACAAGGGGAAGAGAAACUUUUAACCAGAAAACAAUCUCUAAUACUGUACAGAAAACAACUAAACGAAGCCUUUGAAGGAAGAUGAACUUAAAGUGUAGUUGUUGCAUGUUUCCAACACAACCAGUUCUUUCAGCAAAUAUCAUCUUAGAUAAGAUUGUCUCUUAUGGUUCAGAUUGACCUUGAGGCUACUGAACAUCACUUUCUCCUCCAAGAGUAAAAUGCACCAUCCGCAUGGUCAAACUCUGUUUGCAGAGAUCAGUUUUUCCUCCUAACUUGGUAUGAAGAGAAGUAAGAAACUAUCCCCUCUGUCUAUUUCCCUAUUUUGCUCAAAGUAAACUCUUGUCUGAAUCCUCUUAAACCUUUCUGCUUUGUGGUAGAACAAGUUUUAUACAUUCUCGGCACCAACUGUGAAGGAAAUUACAGGCAGGUCAUAGUUCCAAGUCCUCAGACCUCAAUAAUGGAUUAAUUAACUUAUUAUUUUUUACUACCACCAAAAGAGGUAUGAGCAAGGCCACUGAGAACAGCUGAACCUUUGCAGAACAGUAAAGGGAACGCUUCUGAUGGAAUUCAGCCAAUUCAUAUCACCACCUUUAGCUAUCUCCUAAAUGGGCUGAGCCAAGUAACAUAGAGUCUCUGCCAUUAUCAACCAAACCACCCUUUGCAAUUGUAACUAUUCAUCCAUCAAUAUUUGAGCAUUACACCUACAAUUCCUAACGAUGAACAAUAUCAAAUGUUGCUGAAUGAUCUAGAAUGUUCAAAAGGAUUAGAAUUACCCCUCCAAGCAACAACCUUCAACAAAGGAUGCAAGCACAAUCUCCAUUCUGUAACCCUGUCAGAAAUGAAACUGGUAUGGAUUCAAGAAUCCGAAUGCAUCUAGAAGAUUCUGGCACUGCAAGACAAUCAAUGUUUAAAGCCCCUCUCCCCCCUGCCCCAAGUGAAUUGGUUGAAAGCUGAAUGGGUUUGUUGGCAUGUCCAAAACUAGCAACAAGUUUGGCUUGUUUUUAUUUCCCCAGAGAAUGCGCCUAAAAAUCACUCUUUAAACCUCUUCCUAAAGAUUCCUGCCAAAGGAUACGGGAAAAAAAACCCAGUUUCUUAAGAGACAGUCUGUACUUUCCUCAAGAUAUUUUCCAUAAAAGUAAUAGUCAUGAGUUUUUCUAAUGUAACAAAAGAUAAAACUGAAUACCUCCAGAACCUUAGGUUAAGCCAUAGGCAGCUAGUUCCUGAUUUUCACAUAAUUUUAUUCCUGAAGACAGUAUUUUUCUGAAAUGCAUCUAUUUUAGGACACUGGGAGACAUAACCAUCACAACUAUAGUCCCUGGAUUACACAUCUCAUUUGUAGAUUAACAAAUUAAUUUGUAUAAUAAAGGAAAACAACAUUUGUGAGACAUGUCUAGACAUCUCAGUAAUUACAGUUUUUCUCUCUUCCUGUAUAUGUAUAUGUAUAUAGCACAGCAGAGUUGUUAAAAUCGGAUUUGACGCACAGUCUAUAUUAAUUUAUAGAAUACUUCAUCUGGAUGACCAAUGGAGAGCUUCUGGCUCAUGAGCCAAAUUUUACCCAUCAGCACUCCUUAUCUGGCCUCUGAGGCCUCUGAUAUGGCCCCUUCCCAAAUACUCAACCCUUUUGCGAAGGGACAAGGGACAGGAGAGUAGAUCCCAAUUGAGCUAUGGACUUGAAGGGAAUCCCUGGACACCAUGACUGUGUCUCUUUACUCUUCCCCCAGUUUCCCCAACUGCAAGGAGGAGAGCAGUGUGUGAAUGAGAAAAAGAGAGAAUCAAGUAUGAUAUGUGUGUACUUGAAGAUGACUGUGAGAGAAUGUGCACAGAGUUUCUGGAAAGCACAGGAGGGGGGCAGCAUGCCAUGAAUAGAGUGACUCUAUCCACUUAUGUGGCCUACAAGGUCUCUCUGUGGGCCAAAAUAAAUUUAAAGAACUUGAUAAAGUUUUAAUGUUAUGCUACACAGCUCAAUGCAUUAUUUUUG